AUGACCCAGCUUCCACUGGACGACGAAUCGCGGACACGCUACAGCAACGCCGAACUUCAUGCGUACUUUGAGAGAAUCAAGCUGCCCCAGAAAUAUCGCGACUCAAUUGUCCUCAAAGACCCGACUCAGGCUCUCACAAAACAGCAUGGACUACCUUUGCUCGUGGCCCUCACAAGGCAUCACACUUGCAAUGUCCCGUUCGAGAACCUGGUGCUGCACUACACUUCUCACAAGGCCGUGACACUCGACCUGACCGCGCUCUUUCAGAAGUUUGUCCGAAGACAGCUGGGCGGUCGGUGCAUGGAGAAUAAUAGCUUCUUCGCGACCGUUCUCCGAUCGCUCGGCUACGAGGUGCGGAAUUGCGCCGGUCGCGUAUCGCGCGCCAUGAGCCCCUACACCGAAGUCCGACGCAAUCAAGGCGACACAUACGACGGCUGGAAUCACAUGCUCAACUUGGUAUGGCUUGAGGACGAAUGGUAUGUCACCGAUGUUGGAAUGGGCGCUAUGGGCCCCAAUCUUCCAUAUCCGUUGCGAGACGGGUUCGAGACCGUCAGUGUCGCUCCGCGAGAAAUUCGUAUUCAACAUCGCCCAAUCGCCGAGACUUAUACAUCUCGCUCGGGAAAGGGGCCAGAACCACCCAAGCUUUGGUGCUAUGAUAUCUGCUACAAACCAGACGAUGAAGCCGGCAAGAAAUGGCUGCCCGUAUAUUGCUUUACGGAAACAGAAUUCUUACCUCAAGAUUAUGAGGUGAUGUCCUGGUAUACGUCAAAACAUCCGAGGUCGUUCUUUACUAAGGAGAUCAUGUGUACCAAGAUGAUCAUGGACGAGGGGCUUGAAGUGAUUGUGGGCAACUUGACGCUUUUUAAUCACACCUUGACAAAAGCAAUCGGUGCCGAGCGAACAAUGGUCAAGGAGUGCAAGACGGAAGAGGAUCGCUUACAAGUGCUGGAGGAGAUGAUGCAGGUUCAUUUGACAGACGAGGAGAAAAAUUCAAUUUCAGAUGAUCAGAAGCUGGGACAUGUCAUGUGA
Molecule: messenger RNA, 1029 nt
Organism: Penicillium diatomitis
Lineage: Eukaryota; Fungi; Ascomycota; Eurotiomycetes; Eurotiales; Aspergillaceae
Product: arylamine N-acetyltransferase family protein
Exons: 1
Coding region: 1-1029 (342 amino acids)
Molecular function (GO): acetyltransferase activity
Source: RefSeq, a predicted model, not a curated record